UCCCCGUGCAAGUGAUGCAUUCAGUGCACACGACGCUGCUAUACACGUUGGAAGCCUUGCAGGAAGUCGUGCAAUGGGACAAAAUUCUCAAGCUUCAAUCUGCAGAUGGGAGCUUCCUCAGCUCUGCUUCUUCCACGGCCGCAGUCUACAUGAAGACUGGCGACAAGAAAUGCCUUGAGUUCUUGCAAUCUGUGCUAGACAGAUUUGGAGACAAUUUGCCCUGCCAAUACCCAAUCGACCUUUUCGAACGCAUCUGGGCCGUCGAUACGAUCGCGAGACUUGGGAUCGACCAUCUCUUCAAGAAAGAGAUCAUAGAGACGCUUGAUUACGUUUACAAAUAUGCUGGGAAACAAGGCGUUUCUUGGGGCAGAGACAACACCGUUCCUGAUGUUGACGAUACGUGCAUGGCCCUCCGUCUGAUGAGGUUAUAUGGCUACCCUGUCUCCUCAGAUCUGAUCGAGUUCUUCAGAGACGACGAUGGCAAUUUCAUAUGCUUCCCAGGCCAAACGCAUCGUGGAGUAUCAGACAUGUUCAACUUGUACCGAUUCUCUCAGGUUGCCUUCCCCGGCGAGAAAAUUCUGAAGGAAGCCGAGUCCUUUGUGGAGACAUACUUGAAGGAUUGCGUGAAGAACAACAACGUCGACGACAAGUGGUCCUGCAAGAAGGCACUGGGCAAAGAGGUUGCUCGUGGCUUGGAGUACCCGUGGAGGAGGAGCUUCCCCAGACUUGAUGCCAGGGAAUACCUUGAGCAUUAUGGAGACAGCGAUGUUUGGCUCGCCAAGACCAUCUACCUGAUAUACAAUGUGACAAAUCCGAAGUACCUACAACUUUCCAAGUUGGAGUUCAACAGGCUGCAAGCAAUAUACAAGAAGGAGACGGAUUCCAUUGCAGAUUGGUGGAAUAGCUAUGGACUAGAAGCUGCCUCUCUGUCCCCUGAGCAGCUUCACUUCGCUAUCGCUUCUACACUCUCUGAGCCAGAGUUUGCUACGAGCAGAAUAGCCUACACCAAGUUCAAUUCCAUUGAAAAUGUUCUCGCAGAUCUGUUUUACAAACAUAAAUCCACUGAGGACUUGAAGUUGCUGUGCCAAGCAGUUGAAGAGUGGAAUCCCUCGCUGGCUCUUUCACUUCCAGCUCAAUUGAAAACAACAUUCAAUGUUUUGUAUGAGACUCUGAAUGAAUUAGCAGGGGAAGCCAGUAAAGUCCAAGGGAAGGAUGUGUUCCCCUACUUCCAUGAACUCAGGAAGAAACAGAUGGAGGUGUACAUGAAACUUAGGGAGACUAAAUUAGGAGGACAAAGCGUGGAGCACUCAUUGAAGGAGUACAUCGACCUUGGCAAGAGCGAAUUGGGCGUGGCCGUCAGAUUACUGCCUUCCGUGUUUCUGAUGGGAGAGCGUCUCAAGGAUUUGGAUCUGCUUUGCUUGAACGAGAAAUCCAGACUCCAGGAUCAACUCUCCGAGUUCUUGAGACUGUACAUCGAUGUCCAAAUGCACAACAACUCGCUGGUGCCAGAUGGGAACAACGCUGUGGCCUUGAGCAUGAAAGAGAGCAGCUGCACGGUGGAGGAAGCGUUGGGCCACGUAGAGGCGAAGAUGGAGGCGGCGUUCGACGAGCUGGUGCACGAGAGUCUAAAGCCGAGCUUGGUGCCGCGCAGCUGCCGGAGGUUGAUGUUUGAGCACGCGAGGAUCACACAGUUCUUCCUGCACGACGACUUCACCUCGCCGGCGCAUAUGCAGAAGAUCGCCGAAGCCAUGCAACGCUUCUACACGCCUGUUCCGAUCGGUAGUGCAUGAACGGAAUAACUAUUUAGAUUACCA
Messenger RNA from Zingiber officinale, 1814 nucleotides. Its product is annotated as bifunctional levopimaradiene synthase, chloroplastic-like. NCBI's taxonomy places the organism in Eukaryota, Viridiplantae, Streptophyta, Magnoliopsida, Zingiberales, Zingiberaceae. Gene Ontology annotation, biological process: gibberellin biosynthetic process. Gene Ontology annotation, molecular function: terpene synthase activity; magnesium ion binding. The record is from RefSeq and is a predicted model, not a curated record. Gene Ontology annotation, cellular component: chloroplast. The transcript is spliced from 9 exons. The coding region runs from base 15 to 1790 and encodes 591 amino acids.